This is a messenger RNA of Entrophospora sp. SA101, 381 nucleotides long. NCBI's taxonomy places the organism in Eukaryota, Fungi, Glomeromycota, Glomeromycetes, Entrophosporales, Entrophosporaceae. The record is from the annotation of a GenBank genome assembly.
AUGCAAUUUAACAAGGCUUUAGAAAGUUUGAGAGCAGAGAUGAAACAAAUGAGAAAAGAUAUAGAAAUUUAUGUUGCUCCAAAAUUGAUUAUAACUCCAACACCAAUCAUAAAUACAACUCAACCACCACUUAAAACUACAUUACAACAACCCAUUAAACAUAAACGCAAUUUCACUGAAGUAACCCCAUCAUCAUCUUCUGAUACACAAGAUUCAGAAACUGAACAAAUACCUUCACCUAAGCAAUUAUUAGCAAGACAAGAUAAUUUAGAAAAUCAAAUUGAAAAACAAGCUAAUAUUUUGCAUCGAAUCUACAAUUUCAUGAAUUCUGGUUCACCCACAGAAAAGAACCUUCAAAAACAGUUCAAGGGUUUAGUAUGA